CAUGAAGUGGUAAUAACUAUAUUUCAAGAGCUUGUUCUGCAGGUCAUUGAGGAUAAUUGCAAAUAUUGGGAAGUAUUAUCAUCAACACUGGCAGUUGGUUGGCUGGACAUUUCAGUUAAGAUGUUGCGUUUGCAUGGAUCUUAUCAAUUGGAUCAGCUUGGAACUCGUGAGAUAGAAAAUGGUUUAGUAGAGGCAGUUGCUGUCCUGAUUUCCAAAAUGCCACGCAUGCGUCCCGAGUUAGAAGCUGGAAAAUUUGGUCAAUGUUUUAAAGCCAAGGCUGAUUUUCUGAAGGCAUGGGAGAAAUGGCGAGCUCAAAUAACUAAGCUGGAGUGCAGUGGAUUUUGGCUACAAUGUGCUCAUCAUCAGACUCGAGAGGGCUUGAGAAAUCUGCUAAAAAUCUUGAUGGGAAACUCCAAUAGUCUUUGUACUUCAACAUAUAAUUGGAUAGAGUUGUUUGUUUCUCACCUUCUCUAUGUCAGGCCAUUCACAGUGGUAAAUAUUUCCCUUUUUAUUCUUGUGAACUUUUAAACAUUAAGUUUGUAUGUUAUCAUAAAUCUCUAAUUUUUGAUAUCAAGGUCAC
Molecule: messenger RNA, 580 nt
Organism: Carica papaya (papaya)
Lineage: Eukaryota; Viridiplantae; Streptophyta; Magnoliopsida; Brassicales; Caricaceae
Source: RefSeq, a predicted model, not a curated record